AGACUUCCAGAGAGUAACGUCCGUAUUCAUGACGCAAUCGUACGAAAGGCGAUAGCGCUUGCAUCUCCGUUAGAAAGCACGGUAAAGCUGCACGAAGUUUUGCAAAUUUCAUCGAGAAUUUCCACGAAACUGUGGCACAUCCAUCGGGAAAUGCGAGCUGCGAAUCGCCAAAAAAAUAUCCGUACCAGUGAUGCAACUGCAUGGAACACGGAUUCACCUAAUUGAGAUGCUGAUCGAUGACCGCAACGUUGGUCAAUGGAAUCGCAAUCGAUCCCCUGGAGAAGCCAGAGAUCGGUCGGUGCUCGUACUCGGAAAGGAAUUUCGCGAUGAAACUGGCCGAUGGAUAAACGGUGGGGCGGAGAAGAUGGAGCCAGCGGAGCCAGAGAGGCCGAAAGGGACGAGGAAAGGCAGAAAACGGGAUUACGUAAGAGGAAAGUAGCUUUCCGAUGCGGGACAGGAGAAACGAAGAGCGUGGCGCGUUGAAAAGUCACGUCGUCCCGAAGAAUAGAGAAUUAGACGGCGCAAUUGACAAUCGUGAUGUUUGUAAAUUAGGUUUAGAUUUUAUCCGCACUUUAUCUGGCAAGGCUGUGCGAACGUUGAGAUGCAUUAAGGUCUUCUUUCCAGACUUUAUCUGGAUCAAAUCUGAAGUCCGUUUAAGUUCUGUACGUAGAAGGGAAACGAUAAAUAGCAAAGCGGAGAAGACAGAGAGGGGAUCGAAUUUCAUCUAAAAAGGCGAAAUAAAAUGUCUGUACGUGCCAGGAGAAUGAUAAAUAGCAAAGUAGAAAGCAAGAAAGGCAGGAGUAAAAUGUGUGUACGAAGAAAAUGACAGACAGUCGAAUCGUUUCGAAUAAAUAUUUAUGUAAGAUAAAUAUCCGAAGAAAUUUAUAAUAUUCGAAUAUUUUUAUCCGUGAUAAAUUACUUUUUCUGUUUCGUCAUAUAAUGAUUGCAGAAUUACUCGAACGAUAAUACGAAUAAUUGUUUGUUUUUACUUAAUUUUGGACAAGUAUGUAAGGAUAGGAGUAUAAUGCUUGUUAUUAAUUUACCAAGGAACGAUAAACUUUCCAAUUUGAUAUUUGGAAAAUGUUAAUUAUAAAAACCAAUAUUACAACCGCACAAUGAAGCUUGAGAAUAUAUCUCACGUUUAGCGACGCGUUCAUCUUCGGUGCGAUAUAAAUAGUCGUAUUACAUAAUUUUAUUUCGAUAUAUUCCUAUUUAAGUAUACAUUUUUCGAUUAAAUCUCUAUUCAAAUAAAUUCUUAAUAAUUUUUUACUUGAAUAAAUCCUCAUUCCUCGUAAAUACGUAUUCGAUUGGAUAUUUAUUCAAUUUUGACGAUGAAUAUAAUUUUAUUCCAUAUUUUUAUUCGUCAGCUGUUAUUCGAAAGAAAUAUUGACCAACAUUGGAAGAAAGAGGAAAGAUCAUUUAAAAACUGAAAUGACAUAAAAUAGAAAGGGAAUUUUAUCUUUAUCUGUGAUUCACGAAAUACUUCACGUUUUCCAUAUUAGUAUUUAUUCGUAAAUUAUUGCGAGUGAAUAAUGCAUUGAUUUUGCGUAAUCGAGAUAUAUAGAAUAAUACGCGCAUCAUUAUUUAUAAUUUUUAAACGGUCAAAGCUCGAAAUAAAGGGCAUUUCACGCUUGGCAAUAAAAUAUUAAAAGUGCAUGUGACAGAUACCGAGGAUAUUUAUGUAUUUUUAUGCACCAAAAAAAGUAGAUAUAAUAAAAAUAAAACAGUAAAUGAUAAACGCCACUAAAACGAAACGAAUCUCAUGUAAAACCUCUGUAAAAGAUAAAAACAGAAGUAAGAUAGAAAAGAACUCGAAGAAGCAACAUCUACGGACUGUAGAAAGAGAAACCAGAGUGUACAUGCAUCUUGCGAAAAACCAGAUGUACAGAAGCGAGUGUAAGUUGCACGAGAAAGAAAGAAAAAAAAGAAAGAUAGAAGAAAGGAGGAAGAAGAUGAGACGUUGGAUGGAAGAUGAAGAGGAGGGUGGAGUGAUAUAAACAGAGCAAGAAGAAAGGAAGAAAGUCGAGGAAGAGAGAAAGGUGGAGGCGAGGCGUGUGUGCAGAACGGAGGCAAUGUCACCGAACUUACAUAAUGUGUCCUGUUUCUUCAAUUACACGCGCCGAGAUAUCGAUGCAACGUACAUUUAGGUCGCUUGUACCUGUAUAUAUAUAUAUUCAAGAGACCUUUGCUCCUGCCAUAACCGUGGAGGAUGGAAAUGGCAGUUGCAGAACAAAAAGAAUGUGGGACGUUGUUCUCUCGAACGCAGAUACGCCCGAUGUAUUUACUCUUUAUAUUAUUGUCUCGUUGGUCAUGUACAAAGUGAGAGGAAACCUGAUUCUUUUACGUCAAAUCCUUCUCCGUUUCUCUAAACCAACGAGUCAAACAAAUCUCUAGCGAUCUUCUUUCUCGAUCUGUUCCUAACUAAAACCAUCAUAACCAUUAACCGAGAAUCUUAAAACUUCCUCCAAGCGAUAGAGACAAGCCAAAUCCAGCAUCCUGUGUUCCUUGCAUCGACAAAUCGGAAAAAUCUCCAGCCACGUAUCUUCCUACGCUGUCAAUUUAAUUCCCAAUCUUCUCGCAAUAUUCAUCGCUAUACCUGUUAUCUCAGAGACCUAAAAUUUCCUUCAGAAACAGUCGAAAUCCUCCUUCUCAGCCCCAACUUCAACUUAGAUCCUCCUAAACCGACAAACGUCGAAGAUCUUCGAAAUAGCCGCAGAAAAUGCUCGUUAUACCCUGUUUUAAAUUCACCAAUCGAUCGAACCUUCGAUGCCAACAUAACGCAAAGGAACGGAGGCACAGAGUAACCUACGAUAAAUGCCAGAUCGGUGGCAAAGAUCGUGGGACGAGGUAUCGAACCGUGUUACGCCCGUUUCGGCGCGUAGUUCUUUGCUCGACGGUCAGAACAUCGAUAAAAUCCAGCUAUCGAAAGCAGAUCGAUCCACGCAACGCCGUCAGCUCCCUCGAGGUGUUCCUCGGCUGGCUAACUUUAUCGGGCUCGCUCUACUUUCCAUUUUAAUUGCGAGCACCUGGGAUUCUUCCAUGGAAUCCGACGACUGGAAACGAAUGGCAGAUGCGACGUGUCCGCGCGAAUGGUGGGAUCCUACGUCUGUAAACGUCGCCGGCGACACUUUCCACUCGAAUGGUUCUUCGACGCGACUGGCAGACGUUUUCUAGGUGAAUUGAACGGGGAUUCUGGGUAGUCGGCUGAUACCAAUCGACGGAGAAAUGGGAGAACGAAGGGUGAUCAGAGGCGCGGCAGAAAUUCUUCUCGCGGAGGGAUGACCGAUGCGUGUAUUGGCGCGGGUGAGAGGUGGAAAGCGAGAAGAAGAAAGGUAAGAGGUGCGGAUCCCUUCCCUUUCGUCCAGAAGCUUGGAAGAAGACUCGAGAGGAGAUCGGUGUAGUCGCAGUGCAUCGGCUGCUACACGCUGGCCGAACGUUCGACGUCGGACACCUUCGCCGGGACACUCAUGCAACGUGCGACAAAAUGCCGACCACGCUGCCCGUUCUGUAUCUCGUGACGCUGGUCUUAUGCAACAUUCACGGCAGUCUUGAACAUGAAAUUCCAAGGAGGAGCUUCCUGUCACGAAGAGCCAUUGAUGGUACCAGGGGGAGGAAGUUCUUCGAUCCGGAAGAAGAGGGAGCGUUCGACAGUUACGGAUCUGCUGGUGGCCAGUACGAUCCUUACCAAGAGAAAACAGAUUUGUCAGACAUUAGGAGGAACGUGCCAGGAGAACCAGGUAUUGAUUAUCCGGCAUACACGACGCUCCCUCAGACAGGUUUCACGUGCGAGGGACGCUCACGAGGGUACUACGCGGACGAGGUGGCGGGAUGCCAGGUUUUCCACGUGUGCCACGACGUAUUGGUCUCCUCCUUCCUCUGCCCCAUAGGCUCUGUAUUCAGCCAAAAGCUGCUCACCUGUGACUGGUGGACCAAAGUAGACUGUUCAGCUAGCAGCAAAUACAUAGACGUGAAUCGUAACAGUUACCAGCAAGAUGACGACGAGAUGAUUCGAAACGCUUACGCAAUGAUCAGUCUUCAAUCAGGAACAGACGUGACCAAGGAUGGUCUGGUGGAUCCUGAUCGAACUGGAAGCGUGGUGGACUAUCAGAGAGGCCCAGGAAGAAUCCUCGACUAUUCUUCAGUUGACACAACAGGGAACGACUUGAGGACCAAUUUCGAAGACUAUCGUAGACCUGCCAAUCGGGAUUUCCUGCCACCCUAUCAGCUCAAAGACAAAAAACUGGAAACCAGUGGAAAUUAUCAAGGCAAAUUCUAUUCUAGCGAGAAAUCCAGGUCUCCCUACGAAGAUUCGCCGAUUAUCCGAGUUCAGAAGAUCAACGAUCCAGGAUUUGGAAACCAGAGGAACAAAGAUUUCCAGGAGACCUAUCGAAGGCCCAACGAGUUCACCAAUCAGUUCCAACCAUCUUACGCACCUACUGUACCGACUGUCACCACUACAACUAGGAGAUUUUACUCUCCAACUGUCCCUACGACAUUCAAAUCGUCUACUUUGGCAUACAACAAGUUGGACCAGGCGAUAGACAGCUCUGAAUAUUAUCUUUCGCGCAGUAGAUCAAACAGCUUCGUCACUCCUCCUACCAGAGUCUUCUCGAACGACGAUAAGAGUAGACAGGAUUUAGGAAGAGACUUGAAAAUAUCUGAAGCUGUUUCUUUGAGGAAACCGAACAGGGAUGAUGAUUAUAGUAGACAGGAGAGUUACGAGUAUGAUUAUGACGAUGUCAAUAGCGACGAAACGAGAGACGAACGUCCUAAAGAGAGAUUCCAGGUGAGGGUUCUCGACGAUUUUAAUUACAAUCGUACCAAAGUGUCGAACGGAGGAAGUUCUUUGUUUGAUAGGGUCUACGCAGGAUUCAACCACAACAGCAACGACGAAGAACCUGUGGACGACUUCGAAACGAGAGGUAGCAUUGGUCUAGGCCACGCGUUUCAUCAGUCGUUCAGGGGAAUCUCGGUUGACGAACAGAAUCCAGCGAGAGACGAAACCAAAGUUUAUGGUGAAACUCAAAGAGGAAUUAAUUUCAAUAAAGAAGACACUAAGUACACCUUGGUCAGACCGGAGCCUACGCGUUAUCCCGGAGAAAAGAAAGAGGAAACGACUGAACAAUACCAAAGAACCGAUCAAAGAGACACAAAAACAAAUAAGGAAGAAUUUCUGAAUAAUUUCAAUACUUUUCCAUCAACGACCGCUUCGUCAAUAAUCGAAAGUACCAUCAAAGCAACCACGAAUCUUCACGAACCACGUUCUUCGAUAUCAAAUGGAUCGAGUGAUUUGAACAAUUCUACUGACGUAAAUUCCGAAUUUUUUAAUGAGAAACAUCCCAUCGAUACAGAGGACAGUGGUUCUCAAACAUCUAGACCAGUCGAAUUUCUAGAAUCUCUUCAAAAGACGCAAAAUAAGUUCCAGAUAAAGGUGCCAGAUCUACCUGAAGGAUCCACUUUAUUUAAUCAUUAUACGACUCAGAAUGAUGAACCUAGUUCAAGAACGACUGAAAUACCGAGGUUCCAGAGCAUUGGUCCUGACGAUUAUGUCGAUCAGUCUACUUCUUUCGAUAGAAACACAGGAGUAACGAGCAAUUACGAAAACGUAGAGAUCUCUGAAGACUCUAGUUUGCAGAAUCAUGGUAGUACAGUGGCUAGACCCCUAGUACCCUCCACUGGGUCAUGGUUUUCUUCCUCUUUCUCUGACCAAUCGAAUACCAAAAGUCCGACGAAAGAUUACACCAGACCCGAAGAAGGUGAAUCUCACACAAAUCAUUUUGAUCUUUCUUUCAAAUCUACGAAUGACACUGAAGAGAAACUCGAGGAUGAUAAAAAGAGUGAACUUCGGUUUACCACAGAUGAUGCUGUUCAGAAUUCCAGGACGAUUUCUGUGAGUGCAAGCACCGUGUCUCCGCCAAAGAUUAUAAAAGCUAUAACAUCCUCAGGUUUCGUGAACUCCUCAGGAAGUGUUUCAAUAAUUAAAACCCCCGAAGAAUUGUCGACACAGGGACCGAUCAGAAUUUCGACAUCUCCCGUAACUAAAUCAAUCGAUAUUGAAUCUUCGAUAUCAACUUUCAGACCUGUAACGCAUAGGAGCAUAGAAUCAGGCAGAAGCUUGGAAGAGAAGUCGAAAGAUAACAGAGAUAGCGUAGAAUCCUCGACCGUGAAUGCUUUACUUGGAUCCAUCAUGCCAGAAACUUUAAAGCACAUCGAAGAAGCUAUAGAGAAGAAUAAUUCGCCUUACCAAGUGACGUUGACGAUGAACAAAGGCGCAGAGCUGAUACCUACUGGACAAGAUAUAAUUAGCAAACUGAUAGCCCAACAGGGCAAAGAAACGUCGACCCUCAAUGACGAGGUACACGAACUAGAAAUAAUUAAAUCUUUGGAGCCAGAAGUUCAUAGAAUGACAGAGUUACAGAUCUCUGCGGCGAAUAUUUCGGACGUGAGAAAUGCGUCUAACUUCGGAAACGAUUUUAUCAAUUCCGAUCUAACCGAUUUUAAGAGAAAUAACCCGAAUACAGUCAGUCUUCUUCAACUGAUGUCGGAAUUAAUGAAGCAAGACCGAGUUCCUCGACCAUUUUCCCUGUCAGUCGCUCAAAAUUCGGAACUACAGACAGUAAAUUCGAACGUGCAACAGCCGGAUGAAGCGACAUUUAGGUCUCAAGAGAGUUCUACGCUGCCGAACUUGAAAACUUCUGCUCCUCGAUCGAAAGAAGGGAUUCUGGGUCAGCUAGAGCAGCAUUUCGGAGAACCUCUUUACAGAGAACAGAAAAAAAUAUUUGAUCUUCCUGAGAAACAGAAAUCGAUUGAUUUCCAGACUGUAGUUCUUCUUAGGAACACGAAUAAAUACGAACAAUCGAGCACCGAUAAGACGAUCGUGCCGAAUCUUCAAACGAGUUCUAAGAUAGAUAUUAGAUCGACGACGACAUCUACGCCGAAGACCACGUUUACCACGAAAUCUGAGAAGACUGUAGUGAAAACAGAAUUUGUUCCAUCGAUUGGAUUCUCUUUUGAUACCGACGAGGGUAGAGAAGAAUACGUUGAGGCUGUUUUAGGCGGCCUGAUCGAGCCACAGGCAGCAGAAAGUCAGAAGAAAGAAAUUAUCUUGAAAGAGAAACCAGAGGGAGAGACAUUUUUAAAAAAGAACGAAACAACGAAAAGUGUCCCAGAAGAGAUUUAAGGGUUGUUUCUAGGAUGAUUUUUCCAAGGAUGAACUUAGGUUUAGAACGAAAUCUGUGAUGUCUUGCCGUUUCGUGCUUUUUAUGAUAGAUCUUCUCGACCAUCUUUUUUCUUCUCCUUUAAUCGAUAUUUUUGAAUAUUUUCUUUUUUAUUCUCGGGGGUAUUGCGAGUUCGAGACUUUUGUAAUUAACGUCCCUUCCUUCGUGAUUGAAAAAUAUAACGAAUCAUUGAAUGCAGAGGGAUUAUAGUAUAAUAAUUGGAAGUGAGGGAUUAAUCAUUUUUUUUGCCAUUUAUGUUGCGAGAGAAUUAAAAAUUUCUUUUCUCCUCCUUAUCGAUUGAGAGGAUUACAAGUGAGAAAUUUGUAUGAAAUUAACGUUCCUUGUUUCGUGAUUUAAAAUUUCAACGAGCUUUUGAUGGAAGUCUUGGAAGACGGAGAUUAAUAUUUCUUGUUACCAUUUACGUCGUAAGCGAAGAAAAAGGGCUGAUAUAUAAUUAGUUUCAUUAACUCUUCCUAGGAUAUUCUUACUUUUAAUUAAAGCGACUAACAUAACAGCGAGUUGGGUGUAAAAUGUUUUUAAGGUUUUAAGAUAGAACUAGACCUAACAUGUAUAAAAUGGUAAUUAUAUUAUCGUUGUUGAUAAGAUCUAUCAUUGGUAUUCAGAAAAAUAAUAUCGUUACUAUUUGAUAAUACAAAGUACGUUUUACUAACUUGAUAACCUACCAAUGACAAGGAACAGGGUUUCGAUACUGUAAACUAUAGAUUUGUAGAUGUGUGUGUUAAUGUAUGUACGAGUGUGCAAGAAGCAAUAGUAAUUAUACGACUAUUAAAUUGUACCUUAUGUAACCCAACAUUCUAUUGAUUCUUAAAUAUAUCCUAUCGUUGCGGAGAA
Molecule: messenger RNA, 8069 nt
Organism: Bombus terrestris (buff-tailed bumblebee)
Lineage: Eukaryota; Metazoa; Arthropoda; Insecta; Hymenoptera; Apidae
Exons: 6
Coding region: 3485-7180 (1231 amino acids)
Cellular component (GO): extracellular region
Molecular function (GO): chitin binding
Source: RefSeq, a predicted model, not a curated record